AUGGCGCUUAUCCGGAUCGCAAGCGUCAUCCUGGCUCUGCUCAGCCUGGCGCUGCUGGUGGAGGCCCUGGUCUCAGACAACUGGGUGAAGGUUAAUGAAGCAGAGGGGAGGCAUUUUGGGUUGUGGAAGAGAUGUGUGUCGCAGAUUUGCAUCUUGCAUCUAACCAGAGUACCAGGUUUCUUCCACACCAUCAGGUUUUUCAUGAUCCUGGCCAUGUUCGCUGGGUUUCUCUCCUUCUUUGCUCUCAUCGCCUCCUUCUUUUGCUCCCACUUUCGCUCCGUGUCCCUGAUCCUGGUCUCCACCAUGGGCAGCUUCAGUGCAGGACUCUGUGCCAUGAUCGCGCUGGUCGUGUUCGCCAAUACUGAUUGCCAGCUUGUCAUGCCAGGAAUGCUCUCCUACAGUUGGUCCUACGGCCUGGGCUGGCUGUCCUUCUUCCUGUAUCUUGGAACUGGUGCGGUAACGCUGCUCACCCCGGGAUCCUCCUACAGCCGAGUGUGA
Molecule: messenger RNA, 498 nt
Organism: Chrysemys picta bellii (western painted turtle)
Lineage: Eukaryota; Metazoa; Chordata; Testudines; Emydidae
Product: protein NKG7-like
Cellular component (GO): membrane
Source: RefSeq, a predicted model, not a curated record